This is a messenger RNA of Cataglyphis hispanica, 1606 nucleotides long. RefSeq lists its product as uncharacterized. The record is from RefSeq and is a predicted model, not a curated record. NCBI's taxonomy places the organism in Eukaryota, Metazoa, Arthropoda, Insecta, Hymenoptera, Formicidae. Gene Ontology annotation, biological process: positive regulation of voltage-gated potassium channel activity; regulation of synaptic transmission, cholinergic; sleep.
GUAACAGUUACACCCAAUGAAUGACGUCAGGUGCGUACGUGCAGUGCGCGUUCUAUGUCGCACGGAAGAACACGCGUGUAAUAGCUUGCUCCGAAAGCAAAAUCCUGGAGAGCGACAUAACGAUAAUGCGGAAUAACAUCGUGAGUGUAUUGUGUUGCGUGUUGCUGGUGUUUGUUACGACAGGUACUGAGGCGAUACGCUGUUAUCAAUGUAGCUCUGAUAUGGAUCCGAAGGGCGAGGACCUUUGUGGGGCCUACGCGAAUUUUGACAAAGAAAAUGUGCCUAUCGAGUGCAACAGCGAGGAAUCGCACAUGCCCGGUACAUUUUGCGUUAAAUACACUGAGCAGAGCCCGCGUGGUUUCAUUUGGGAUGGCAGAUGGCGACAGGUGAUCCGACGAUGUGCCUCCGUCGCCAGUACGGGAGUCACGGGGGUCUGUAAUUGGGGCGUUCGCGAGAACGGUGUUUACUGGCAGGAGUGUUACUGCUCCGAGGACGCAUGCAAUGCAGCAUCCGGUCCGGUAUCUUUCACCACGUUGCUUCUCAUGGCAUGCAGUGCCGUCGUUACGUUAUUUUAUUUUAAGUGAAAGACAGGGAGGGCCUUUGAAAGGUGAAGACAUAAAUCAGAGAAAUAUUAAUGAUUAAAAAAAAUUGUUUAUAAAGUCUUUAAGAAGAGAGACGUUUAGAUUAUAAUGGAUCGGAAAAUGAUAGCGGAGAAAUACUCUCCAAGGAUUUUAGAAUUGAUUUUUUCUUAACGAAAUUUUGAUAUAGAAUUUUUUAUAAAACACAUUAUUACAGUUUUUUUAUUUCUCUCUUUAUUAAACUUCUCUUUAAAGUUCAAAUAAUUAAAAAAGGAAAAAUAUCGAUAUAUUAUGUAUAUUUUUAAAAAGCAUGAGUUUUUUACUUUCUAAAAUUUUUAAUAUUUAACACACAAUUUUUGAUACAGAUAAUAAUCAAAUUUUAUCGUUACAUAAAAAUCGACUCUGAAAUAACCAAAAAGCAUAAUGUAAUUUUCAGUCUUAGUUUGAUAAAAGAGAGUUUGCUUGUAGAUACUUUAUAUAAUAUAUUCGUCCAUAUGCUAUAUGUUAAUAGAUCUCGCAUUCUCGUUAUGUAUAUAGUUUAAGUAAUAUAUCCGUCCAUAUUUGGCAUUGUUAAGAAAUGCCAUGAGAUGUGAUUCAUUAUAAUGUAAUUAAGAUGACUAAUUAAUUAUAUUUGACUACAGAUAACUAAGUAUAAAUUAAUUUAGUGGAAAUAAUAGAUCUGUUUAUUAAUCCAUUCCGUGAGAAAAUUUCACGUGAACACAAAAAAGCAAUAAGAACAAUAAUCAGCAUAAGAUAAACUUAAUUCUUUAAUUUCAUUGUUUUAAUGCAAUAAUAUAUUUAUUCUCACCAAAAAUUGACUCAAAGGUGUCUUUUUAAAGUAAAGUAGUGUUCAAUUAUUUUUAAUCUAUUUAGAAUAAUCAAUUAAAAUGUCGAAUUUAGAGCAACGACGAGUUAAAGCGUAUGUAUUUUAUAACGUAUUUUAUGUAAUUAAAACAAAACAGAUUUAUUAUAUUCAAUUUUAUACUUUUUUAUUAUUAUAUAUUAAUAAAAAAUGUACGUAAAUAUAA